Messenger RNA from Brugia malayi, 612 nucleotides. RefSeq lists its product as uncharacterized. The record is from RefSeq and is a predicted model, not a curated record. The transcript is spliced from 3 exons. Bases 1 to 612 code for a protein of 203 amino acids. Lineage: Eukaryota; Metazoa; Nematoda; Chromadorea; Rhabditida; Onchocercidae.
AUGAUAAUUGCUGCAUGUAGUGGCGGUGUUGGUAAUGCAGGUAGUGGCGGUGUUGGUAAUGCAGGUAGUGGCGGUGUUGGUAAUACAGGUUGUGGCGUCCCUAACAAGUCCAUUUUAAUGCAAAUGGGAAGAAGAGAGAUGAAAGAGGAAGGGGGAAGGAAUGAAGGAGGAAUGAAAGAGGAAGAGGGAAGGAAUGAAGGAGGAAUGAAAGAGGAAGAGGGAAGGAAUGAAGGAGGAAUGAAAGAGGAAGAGGGAAGGAAUGAAGGAGGAAUGAAAGAGGAAGAGGGAAGGAAUGAAGGAGGAAUGAAAGAGGAAGAGGGAAGGAAUGAAGGAGGAAUGAAAGAGGAAGAGGGAAGGAAUGAAGGAGGAAUGAAAGAGGAAGAGGGAAGGAAUGAAGGAGGAAUGAAAGAGGAAGGGGGAAGGAAUGAAGGAGGAAUGAAAGAGGAAGAGGGAAGGAAUGAAGGAGGAAUGAAAGAGGAAGAGGGAAGGAAUGAAGGAGGAAUGAAAGAGGAAGAGGGAAGGAAUGAAGGAGGAAUGAAAGAGGAAGAGGGAAGGAAUGAAGGAGGAAUGAAAGAGGAAGAGGAAAUUUUUAAGAAAUUAUUGUUAAGCUAA